AGAACGCGUUAAGACUACUCUUCGCUCUCUUCAAAUCGGUUAAAGCUCUCUUUUUCGCUCUCUGAAUCGGGUACUGAAUCGGUAGCAAUGUGCCAAAUAUAAAAAACAGUGUGCGCUUUCUGGCGGAAAGGAGCGAGAUAAGACGGCAACAGUAGUUGCACGCGAUGCCGAUAGAGACGCGAAUGCAGCAACAGUAUGUGGCAGCCCGGAUCGCAGCCCCUCAGCAACACUGAGAUUAGAGUCGUUCGCUGGUUGGCAACACCGGCGACUCUGCUAAGCGGUCUGGCAUCUUGAUAUCUGACUUUGACGCUAAGCACAAUGAAUGUAGUUUAAAUAAUAAUUAAUAAAGAUCCAUAAUAAGAACUCAAGCGUACAUUGGCCAAUGCGCCAAAAGUAGUUCCAGGAAAUAAUUAAUAAAAUAUAGAGGCGUUGGCGUUGCCAUAUCGAUCAAAUUCAGCUGUUCACAUAUAAUUUAAAUUAAUUUAAUUUAAUUCAUUUCAAAAUUUCAGUUAAAUUUAAAAUUAUGCUGCGACUACGACCAUUUCGCCUAGAGACAUUUAAAGUUUUUUGCCGACAUGCGAGCAAGACAGGGGGAGGCAAGCCUGUAGACUCGAAUGCAUUGGCGCAGCUGGAAGAGGGCUACAAGAAACUAGCUGCCUCCGAUUCCAAAUCGUUGCUGAAAAAGCACCUUAAAAAAGAUAUCUUUGACAAUUUGAAAAAGAAGACAACACCAUCCUUCAAUUCUUCGCUGCUGGACUGCAUUCAAUCUGGGCUGUGCAACCACGACUCAGGCGUGGGAAUCUACGCCCCCGACGCAGAGGCGUACAAAACGUUUGCCGACAUCUUCGAUCCCAUUAUCGAGGACUACCACAAGGGCUUCAAGAAAACGGACAAGCACCCCGAGUCCUGCUUCGGACAGGGCAAGGAUUUCGCUAAUCUUGAUCCUAACAACAAGUACAUUGUGUCCACGCGUGUCCGAUGCGGACGUUCUGUGAAAAACUUCCCCUUCAAUCCCUGCCUGAGCGAGUUUGAGUAUGCGGAGCUGGAGUGCAUGAUAUCCGGUGCUUUGAAUACGAUGAGCGGUCAAUAUAAAGGUGGCUACCUACCGCUCUGCGGUAUGGAGAAAUCCGUGCAGCAGAAACUGAUCGACGAGCACUUCCUGUUCAAGGAGGGCGACCGGUUCCUGGAGACGGCUGGUGCCUCGCGCUUUUGGCCCAUCGGACGUGGCAUUUACUUCAACGAGGCGCGCAAUUUCCUAGUAUGGGUUAACGAAGAGGACCACAUCCGCAUCAUCUCCAUGGAGAAGGGCGGGGAUUUGGGCAAGGUGUACGAUCGCAUGAUCGGCGGCGUCGAGGCCCUGGGCAAGUAUCUGCAGUUCAGCCGCGACCAGCGUCUUGGCUAUCUAACCUUCUGCCCUACAAAUCUGGGCACAACAAUCCGCGCGUCCGUUCAUAUCAAGCUGCCCAAUCUGACGGCGAAUCCAGAGGAGAUGAAAAAGCUGUCCACCAAAUACAAUCUGCAGGUGCGAGGCACUAGCGGCGAGCACACCGAGGCCAAGGGCGGGGUCCACGAUAUCUCCAAUAAACGACGGAUGGGUCUCACCGAGUACGAGGCCGUCAAAGAGAUGUACGAUGGCAUUCGCGCCCUGAUCGAUGCCGAGAACAAGGAGUGCAAGUAGUAGCAGCCUACAGCCUACAUCUUCGAUUAGAAUUUGGAUACUGUAAAUAAAUGCAUUUAAAAUGCCAAGAAUACUUA
This is a messenger RNA of Drosophila miranda, 1755 nucleotides long. RefSeq names its product arginine kinase (gene Argk2). Gene Ontology annotation, molecular function: creatine kinase activity. NCBI's taxonomy places the organism in Eukaryota, Metazoa, Arthropoda, Insecta, Diptera, Drosophilidae. The coding region runs from base 524 to 1678 and encodes 384 amino acids. Gene Ontology annotation, biological process: phosphocreatine biosynthetic process. The record is from RefSeq and is a predicted model, not a curated record. The transcript has a single exon.